Nelumbo nucifera (sacred lotus) is the source of this 1114-nucleotide messenger RNA. It is a transcript of the gene PDIL5-1, whose product is annotated as PDI-like 5-1. Gene Ontology annotation, molecular function: protein disulfide isomerase activity. Gene Ontology annotation, biological process: protein folding. NCBI's taxonomy places the organism in Eukaryota, Viridiplantae, Streptophyta, Magnoliopsida, Proteales, Nelumbonaceae. The record is from RefSeq and is a predicted model, not a curated record. Gene Ontology annotation, cellular component: endoplasmic reticulum.
GAGAUGCAUCAGCAUCGUUCAUCGUGUUGUUUUCUUGAGUGCAUAUUUAGGAGAAGAUGAAUGAAGAAAAGGGCAAUACUGUAACGCCUCCUAAAUCGUAUUUCAAGGAGACGACACUGUCACCACUUCCAUAACCAUGAGAUCCAUUUCCUGUUUUCUUCUGUUCAUCUUCAUUAUCCUUCUACAUGAUGGUAUCAUAGCUUCGCGAGCUGAAGUUAUAACCCUUACACCAGAUACGUUCACUGACAAGGUGAAGGAAAAGGAUACUGCUUGGUUUGUGAAAUUCUGUGUCCCUUGGUGUAAGCAUUGUAAGAACUUGGGUUCAUUGUGGGAGGACUUGGGAGCAGCCAUGGAAGGGGAAGAUGAAAUAGAAAUAGGACAAGUUGACUGUAGUACAAGUAAACCAGUUUGCACACAAGUUGACAUCCACUCAUAUCCAACAUUUAAGUUAUUUUAUGACGGAGAAGAAGUUGCUAAAUAUCAAGAUGAUUAUAUGUCCCAUAUCUUUAAACAAUACAAGCUUGAUUCAGACUCGUAUGGAUCUAAAUGUGGCAUAGAGGCUCAGUCCAUGAGGCACAAGCCAAGUUCAGGCCCAAGAGACAUUGAAUCACUCAAAGCAUUUGCUUUGAACGAAGCAGAGAAAGCAGCAUCCAAAGCACAACUUGACAAGGAUGGAGAAUUAUGAUGACUGGCAGGAAGUUUUAGGAGUUUCUGACAGAAUGAAGCUAGUUUUUCCUGUUUGGAUGAAAAUCAUUUGACAAUGAAGUCAUCAUGAGUUUGAAGCCAAAAGACAGGAACUAGAAAAAAAGAUCAUGGUCGAUUCAGUCACCAUGUCAUUGGUACUAUAGCAGAUUACUGAGGACAGAGAUGGGCUUCUUCCGUAAGGCUACAUGACUUGAAUGUAUGUUUUUACAUGUGAUUUCAUUUUAUUUAAUGAGCUGGAUUUUGCAAUACUAGGUUAAGAGUCAAUUUAUGUAGAGAUGCACAAUUCACUCGUAUUGAAGAGGUAAAGUUUUUUUUUUCUUCUUGGUGCUUCAGGUUAGAUUUAUCAUUUAUCUAACUCCUAUGUAUAAGAAAUUGUGACCAAGAUUUUUUUGAGUUUUGAUACCGUGAA